This is a messenger RNA of Drosophila grimshawi, 2594 nucleotides long. Its product is annotated as ATPase family protein 2 homolog. The record is from RefSeq and is a predicted model, not a curated record. Gene Ontology annotation, molecular function: ATP hydrolysis activity; ATP binding. Bases 56 to 2461 code for a protein of 801 amino acids. The transcript has 3 exons. Gene Ontology annotation, cellular component: cytoplasm. NCBI's taxonomy places the organism in Eukaryota, Metazoa, Arthropoda, Insecta, Diptera, Drosophilidae.
UGAUUGCCGCCGGCAAUAGAUUAACAAACAGAAAAUCUUUUUGUUUACUGUUGAAAUGCCACCAAAAUCGAGCAACAAAAAGAACCAAGCAACUUGGUAUUACUGUGAAGCAUGUGGCGUGCACAUCACCUCCAAAUCUCGAGACACACACGAGCGCAUCUGCCCCAUUGCCCCCGAAGCAGAUGUGAGCAGCACAGAAUUAAAUGCGGAAUUUGUGAGAAAUAAAACGCUUUACACAAGCAGCCUACAAAAGCGCACUUUUGAGGUGGAUGCACUAAAGGAUCUGCCAGAGAAAUAUGUCAACAUGCUCGUAUUUAUAUCAGAGGGCGCCAUGCAACUAGCUCAGUUGCACAUUGGACAACAGGUGGUUAUUAGAGAGGCAGCAAAAGCUGUUGAUGAAAUGGAGGCGCCUCUGAUUCGCAUUGUUUGGGCAAUUCCGGAGCAGUUUCUUACAACGAUCUUUGCCACAGAUGAGGAUUACGAAUUGAAUUGGUUGCCGUUGCAUGGCAAAUUGCUGCACAUUUCCGCACUGGAUAAAGGACAAGUUUCUGCCGCUGGUAGCAUCAGAUUGAGGCAGCUAAAUGGCACUGAAUCCAGAUUGGAAAACGUACAACUCAUGGAUGCUAUUGCUGUGCUCAAGUCACAGAUGAUCAAUCAAGUUUACUGCAUGCAAAGCGUUCUACAUUUAAAUUUCUUUUGUAAAUCGCUUGUCUUCCGCAUGGACAGCUGGCAAGCCAUUGAAGAGAGCUCCAUGGAGAAUGCGCUAUCCCGACUGAGUCUAGAUAAAUCCCCGCAAUUUGUGCUGGUCACAAAUGCCACGCGCUUAGAGCUGAGUCUCGGGGAAGAGAAGCAAGAGCAAUUGCCGGCGGAACAACGCACAACAAAAGCCAAAAUUGGUGGCUUGGAUAAGCAGCUCUCAUUGGUGGAGGAGAGCAUGGAAUACGCACUGGGCUACAAGCCAUUGCCAGCGGGCAUCAAAAUUUCACGUGGAUUGCUGCUUUAUGGCGCCAGUGGCUGUGGCAAAUCCCUCAUCUGUGAGGCAAUGUGCACCGCUGCCAAACAACACGAUGGUCAGGUGCAAAUAAUGCGGAUUAGUAGCGGUGAUGUCUUCAGCAAGUUUCUGGGCGAAACGGAGCAAAAAUUGAGAUCGCAUUUUGAGCGCGCCUAUGCUCAUUAUCCGCAUCCCACACUCCUGCUGCUGGAGGAUGUGCACACGCUGUGUCCCAAGCAGGAAGGGGGCAGUGAUCUGGUGAAGCGUGUUUCACUCGCCUUGCUCGCGCUGCUCGAUCAACUGAGCAGCGGGCACCGUCUCGAAGCGGAUCGCAUUUUUGUGCUGGCGACCACUUCACAAAUCGAGGCACUGCAUUCGAGCAUAAGACGCGCGGGUCGCCUCGACACCGAACUGGAAGUGGGUGCACCAGCGCCAACUGCCCGUAAAGAGAUACUCCGCUGCCUCCUGCAAGAACAGCUCGGGGAUGCGGAACUGGAGCAAAUAGCGGCCAUAACACAUGGCUAUGUUGGCGCCGAUUUGGCCAGUUUGGUGUAUACAGCAACGCUGGCAACGCUGCGCGAGAAACAGCAUCCGCUGCAGUUGCAGGAUUUGCUGGCUGCGCUGACAAAAGUGAAGCCUUCGGCUAUGCGCGAAGUACUCAUCGAAAAUCCCAAUGUGCUCUGGUCGGAUAUUGGUGGCCAAUCCGCACUACGUUUGACCCUUCAACAGGCCAUCGAAUGGCCACUGCUCCAUGCGGAUAAAUUCGAGCGUUUGGGCAUUAAACCACCACGUGGCGUACUCAUGUUUGGUCCACCCGGUUGCUCCAAAACAAUGAUUGCCAAGGCCCUGGCCACCGAGAGCAAGCUGAACUUUUUGGCCAUCAAGGGACCAGAGCUCUUCUCCAUGUGGGUGGGCGAAUCGGAGCGUGCUGUGCGCGAAGUAUUCCGCAAGGCACGUCAAGUGGCGCCCGCCAUCAUCUUCUUUGAUGAGAUCGAUGCCAUUGGCGGCGAGCGCUCGGAGGGUGGAGCUGGUGCCUCUGUCAAGGAACGUGUGCUCACCCAGCUACUCACCGAACUGGAUGGCGUUGAGGCGUUGCAUAAUGUGACCAUUGUCGCCGCCACCAAUCGUCCGGAUAUGAUUGAUAAAGCUCUGCUGCGUCCGGGUCGCAUCGAUCGUGUUUGCUAUGUGGGUUUGCCCGAGGCGGAGGCUCGUCGUGAAAUCCUCGGGAUUAAGUUGCGUGCCAUGCCCCUGGCUGAGGAUGUCCUUGUGGAGCGGCUUGUGGAGCGCACCGAUGGCUAUUCGGGUGCCGAGAUUCAGGCCGUUUGCCAUGAGGCAGCGAUCUGUGCGCUGGAGCACAGCUUCGAAGCGGACGUCGUCCACUGGGCGCACUUUGAGACGGCUUUGGAGAGGGUGCCCCCUCGCACAAGUCCCGACCUGCUGCGACUCUAUCAGGAUUACCUCAAAAAGUAAAUAAUUUGUAUUAUAUACAAAUAGUUGUUCCCAUAAGCAAGUUCUUUGAAAUGUUAUCAAGUGACUUUUAUAAAUUGUUUUUUAUUAAAAUGAUUGCAUAACAAUUUCAAAUAUCUAUGGAGACUGAAAAAAU